Molecule: messenger RNA, 2770 nt
Organism: Babjeviella inositovora NRRL Y-12698
Lineage: Eukaryota; Fungi; Ascomycota; Pichiomycetes; Serinales
Exons: 1
Coding region: 479-2389 (636 amino acids)
Molecular function (GO): ubiquitin binding
Source: RefSeq, a predicted model, not a curated record
GCAUUACCAAGUUUUAACACUAAAAAACAGCUAGUAAAUACAGCAAAAUUCGUACAUAUAUACGCAUUUCCAUUUUAGUGGCUGGUUUGAGGACUAAAGUCAAAGGGACCGUCUGGAACGUCGGGCUGUAUGCCGUAAAUACUUUGAUCGAGACCUUAUGGCUGAUGGUUAGGGUUUCGAGCCGAGGGUUGGAUUAUAACACAAAGACGUGAUUUAAUCCCAAAUCCCCAGUUCAACCAGGCCACACCAACUACCGGUAAUUCUAAACGAUAAUCAUUCUUGAACCAACAACUAACCUUGUAGAAACAGGCAUGACUCAUGUUUGCCACCUUGCCACCCGCACCUACCAUAACUACUAAAUUUCAACACGUGACCACGACAACUCCGACGUUGCCAAAAUCUCGCAGGGCAAAUUGGUUUGAAAUAUACAUCACAUUUAAAUUCUCCUAGCACCAUACCACCAACUAUAAACCCAUUCAUGUCUGAAAUAAUCGAUGAACAUACGGUCAAUAUCCCGAUCGUGGCAUACCCACCGUUCCGGCUCCGAUCGUCCCUAAUCGACAAGGACCCGGUCAUCUGGGCGCACUUGCUCGAGAGCUAUGUUCGUUUGGCGCAGGCUUUACUCGACGAAGAGGUGGUGGCGCGCCGUUGGUCUGUCAAGUCGCAGCAACAGUUGGCAGUAUUUUUGAAGGGGUAUCUUCAGGAGACGGCGGAGGAGCAGCAGCAGGUGUUUUCGCUCGGUGCCAUCAACCCCGAUAUUGUCAAGAACGGAACAAUUCUCCGGAGCUAUGUGUUCCAAGUGGUCAAAACGCAUUCCUUGUUGAAGCUCAACUUGAACGGAAGCGCGAUGUGGGACUUUUGCCGCGUCUAUGUCGCGGAGAACGCCACUACCGUUCGUAGCUUGGUAGACGGAACCUUCAAGUCCAGGUUCAAUAACAACAAAAAAUCGGGCAACAUUUCAUCCAUCAGCUCCAUCCACAAACACUUGGAGUCUCUAAUCUCCAAUGGAAAGUUUAAAAGCGCCGAAUUGAAGGUGUUGGCUGCGCUACUCGGCACCUCCGCUGCGCUGACAAGUACGUUUGUAAAUAAAAGCCGCUCCACCGGCUCUAAAACAGCCAUAAACACUCAGCGAAACAUCAACAAGCGGGUUAAUAACUCCGGAAAGUUUGGUGAGCUGUUUGUGAACGUUGCGUUUGUCGAAAUGUUGGAGAAGUUGUACGUGGGGGGCAAAUCCGUGCACGCCAAGACGUCUCUGAGCAUCAUGAUCGUCUGCUUGUUGUCCUUGCCGAUAUCUGCCACAGCCAACUUAGCGACGGGGCUCGGCAUCAACAACCUCGCGCUCUGCCGCCUCUAUCCGCUCUUCAGCGGGGUCAUUCUUUCACUGUCGUACAAGGCCAUGGUUCCGGGCUUGGAGGCCCGUUUGCCGUUUUUAAGCAAAAAUCAUAUCCAGGAGCAAAGCUUUGAUGAAUCGCACGUCCAGCUCUUGACGGAUUUGUUCCCACAGUUAUCUGUCGCCCAGGCAAAGACGCUUUUGAAGGAGAAUGCCCAUAAUGUGGAAACCGCAUCAAACAUUUUGUUGGAGGACCCAGAGUUGGUGGCAUCCAUCCCAGAGUACAGAGAGUCGAUUCCCGAACAUCUGAAGGCGGAGACAAGAACAUCUAUUAGCAGAGGCAUAUAUGAUGAGGACGAGUUUUCACUUCUCGCUGCCGAUUCGUCCAAGAUUAGUCACGGGAAGAAGCUGUUUGUGACUGAAAAUAACAAGGAAGAAGAGGAUCGCCUUAAGAAAGCCACAUUGACUGCAGCGUUGCGUUUAAUCUAUGAGAAUGACGAGGACGAGCCAGACGACACAUAUGCCGACCAGGAAAAGACCAGUGGCGAGGCGGUGGAGACGCGUAGCGGGCGGAUCUCAGUUCAGGACGACUCGCGAAAUGUUUCCAGCAAGAUCGACCAGAUCGAGGCUGUGCUCUGGGGCGUGUUCAAGAAGGAUCAGGGCUUACUUCUCGAGAAGGUUCACCGCAAGGCAAAGGCGAGAAAGGAGAUUCGGGACGUCACCGGCUGGACGGAUGAGCAGAUCGAGGGCUGGGCCCGCAUGUUGGAGCGUAACCCGCGCCGGUGCAAGUUGUUGGAGGAAAAGUUUAUGUUUCAGGGGAACAAGCCGGGUGGGAUGAAGAAGUCGACCAGGUACCGCAAACCAGAUGACGAGUUGGAAGAAACUGAGCCGCAAAGUCGCCAGCCCGAGCCGCAAAGUCAUCGGUCCAAGGCAGAGGGAGAUGAAAAGAAGGAGCCGAAUACGAAGAAGCAAAACUCGAGAAAUGAAAAGAACAAGGCCCUGAAGGCAAAUCAUAAUAGAAAGGCGGGUCACGAUAAGAAGUUGGCCAAAGCGGGGUAGAUGCGUUACGUGUCUGGUUUAUGAAGCUAUCAUUUUGACACCACUUUACCCAAACAAAUGGAUUAUCCAUUGCCAUCUCAGGCACAAUGUUCAACCAAAGGCCAUUGCUUACUCGUCACUAAGUUAAUUCAUAUGCCAUUCGAUAUAUUCAUUCACACUAUAUUAGUUGAUCCUCUAUAUGGUGUAUCAUGUAAUUUAAUCGGUACUGUGAUAAAACGAAAGAUUAUAGCUUCAUACACUAUAGUGAAUUAGAAAGGAUGACAAGUAGUUAUCGUUUUUUAAUACCCACCACAGGAUGUCUUUCACACAUCCUAAAGUAUUCAAAGGGGCGCAACCCGUGAUGAACAUAGCUUGGUUUAAGAUGUACGAGACUGGAAAUAC